AUGUGUAAAUAUAUUGACCCAGCAGCUUUGCAAGAGGUGAAUGUCAGUCCAACAAGUAAUCACACCCGUUCAUAUACCCUUUUUGGGUCCUCGGAGUGGCUUCAAUCGGGCAGGGGAUGGAGCCUCGUUCAGGCGCCAUUUUUAGCUGCAAUGGCCGUCCUUUCGGUCGGAAAACGAACUGGAAGCACCACCAAGGCCCGUUGGACGCCGGGCGACCCCUCACGGGAUGGGAUCAAGACCGGACACGGGGUGCUGGGGGGGAAAGGGGGCAUCGGGGCGGUCGACGGCAGGCAUUGGUCAGCGAUAUUUUCACUCUGGUGGGAACAUUGGCUCUGUUGGCUGACGGGUGAGGUCAUGCAGGGAUGGCUGGCCCACUGGAUUGAGGCAGUAUCCGAGGCUCUGGUCCGUGUCGGCGUCGAGAGACGACCGAGUUCCCACAACAUUCGCGCCUCUUUGGUGCCGCUUGUAUGCGUGUCGUGUGAACUCGAGGCCAGACUCGGAGGAGAGACCACUCAGCUCGAGCAGAAAGCCCGAUUAAAACAAAACAGGCAAAGCAGGCACUAG
Protopolystoma xenopodis is the source of this 564-nucleotide messenger RNA. The record is from the annotation of a GenBank genome assembly. NCBI's taxonomy places the organism in Eukaryota, Metazoa, Platyhelminthes, Monogenea, Polystomatidea, Polystomatidae.